GAAUUCUUCUCCGUUGACAAACCCGCAAUCUUGCUUAAGAACACCCAGAUCCUACCGUAACUUAAUAAAUUACUUGCCCACUGCAACUUACAUAAGACCUGUCUAAGGCUUGCAAUACAGCAGCGUUCUUGUUAAGCUCAGUUAAUAACUAACACCUAUCAUCACCAACAUGGUUUGUAUUCGUAAUUUGGAAAAGAAAGACGUCAAGGAAGCAGCUAAGCUCGAGGCAAGCUGUUUUCCAGAAGAUGAACGCGCUUCAGAAGCAAAGAUCCGCAGCAGAGUUAGUAACAACCAAGCACUCCAGCUUGGUCUUAUUGCCCCAACGGCAAACACUAGCAUGUUGAUUGGUCAUUUAUUGACAACUCGUACCUCAUCCGACUUUGUGACUAUGGAAUCGAUGGAGAAGAACGACAGCAACGGAAGCAAUGUCGCUCUGCACUCAGUCACAGUUCACCCUGCACACAGAGGUCAGGGAUACGCCAGAAAACUUAUUGAGGAGCUGAUUUUCCGCUGCCAAACAAUCAUUACUCCCCGUCCAAAACGCGUAUCGCUCUUAGCCCAUAAAGAGUUGAUUCCGAUGUACGAGAAGCUCGGGUUCAGUCUCGUCGGUAAGAGCGAAUGCCAGUUUGGCAACUCUGAAUGGCACGAUAUGAUCUAUGAAUUGUAACACAAGCACGAAAUUAUCCCAAGAAGAAAGCGACAUAGCGUUCUUUAUGUUCAUUCCGAUAUAGGACAAUAAGGAACAAAGGUAGCGCCAUACAGGCUCUUUCAUCUGUGAAUGUAUUUUCUCCCACCGUAACUGCCGCGUUGGCACAUUUAAUGUAGUAGCUUUUUAAGAUUAAGAAAGUGCAUCCCAAACGUUUAUCGGGGUUCAGCAAAGCAGCUGGCAGAGCGGCACCUCCUUGUACUUAUCUACAGUCGUUUAACAACCAGAAAUGGUUUCUUUAAAAAACGGAAAUUUAAAUGACGAAUGCACCAACGUUUCAAAAAGAAAUCUCACACUUGAGCAUCUCAUUGUCCUAUUCCAUUCGUAACAAACAUAUCAGAGUACACACGUAAAACAGUUUUACAAAGAGAGACGAGUCGUGGGGUAUU
Molecule: messenger RNA, 1095 nt
Organism: Schizosaccharomyces japonicus yFS275
Lineage: Eukaryota; Fungi; Ascomycota; Schizosaccharomycetes; Schizosaccharomycetales; Schizosaccharomycetaceae
Product: polyamine N-acetyltransferase
Exons: 2
Coding region: 170-667 (165 amino acids)
Molecular function (GO): transferase activity; N-acetyltransferase activity; acyltransferase activity, transferring groups other than amino-acyl groups
Source: RefSeq, a predicted model, not a curated record